Molecule: messenger RNA, 1854 nt
Organism: Chaetomium fimeti
Lineage: Eukaryota; Fungi; Ascomycota; Sordariomycetes; Sordariales; Chaetomiaceae
Product: aryl-alcohol dehydrogenase
Exons: 1
Coding region: 1-1854 (617 amino acids)
Molecular function (GO): flavin adenine dinucleotide binding; oxidoreductase activity, acting on CH-OH group of donors
Source: RefSeq, a predicted model, not a curated record
AUGACUGCUGAUACUACAUCCUUCGACUAUGUAAUCGUCGGAGGCGGUACCGCCGGUCUCGUGGUGGCCGCUCGUCUCUCAGAAAACCCGGACUAUCGGGUCCUCGUGCUCGAGGCGGGCGUGGACAACAGCGCCGACCCGCGCGUCCAUAUCCCGGCUUUGUACAGCGCUCUGGCGUACACGGACGCCGAUUGGGGUUUCUCUACCGAACCGCAGCCCGGACUCAACGGGCGACAGAUUCCUGUCAACCAGGGCAAGGCGCUGGGCGGGUCAAGCUCCAUCAAUGCGCGCGUUUUUGUCCCGCCGACCAAGACCCUAGUGGACGCCUGGGAGACGUUGGGCAACCAGGGCUGGACCUGGGACGCGCUACGGCCCUACCUCGCCAGGGCGUACACGUCCCCGGAGGUUGAUAAAAGCCUCGAGAAGGCCAUGGGCAUCGGCGAGUGGACCAGCCGUGAAAACGAUACUCCCCGCGGCCCCAUCCAGACGUCCUUCCCCGGCUCCGCGUCGCAUCCUAUCCGAGAGGCCUGGGCAGAGACUUUCAAGAUGAACGGUCUCGCCAUGGCCCACGAUCCCUUUCUCGAAUCAUCGGUAGGAGGUUUUAGCUGCCUGGCCAGUAUCGACCCGGCGACAAAAGAGAGGAGCAACGCAACCACGGCGUACUAUCACCCGAACAAGAAUCGCGAAAACCUCUGUGUCCUCACCAGCGCUCGCGUGAUGAAGAUCGACUUCGACAUGGCCCUUCCGCCCGCACCUAUCCGAGCCACCGCGGUCCAGUACGAGCAGGAUGGCGAGCUCCGGACGGUUGCUGUGGCGAAAGAAGUGAUCCUCGCAGCAGGCGCCUUUCAGUCCCCCAAGGUCCUCGAGCUAUCCGGUAUCGGUGACGCACAGCUGCUCGCGCAGCACGGAAUCGACGUCGUCCAGGACCUCCCCGGCGUAGGUGAGAACCUGCAGGACCACGUCGUCAGCAGCAUCAGCUACCGGGCGCGAGAUGACCUGGAGACUCUUGACGCACUAGCGCGGCAGGAGCCGGACGCCAUCGGCCAGGCCAUGCAACAGUACACGUCGAACCGGUCCGGGCCGCUCACCUCAGUCGGGGUAUACACGUACGCCUACCUGUCCUUGCCAGCCCAAGACCAACAGCAGCUCCGCGAGCUUCUGGGGAGCAAUCCGCCCCCGGACGAGAGCAGUAGCAGCAGCAGCAGCAGCGGCAGCCAGCCGCCGCUCGCGCGCGCGCUGCACGACAUCGGCGAGAAGAUGCUUCUAGACCCCCAGACGCCGUCGGGGGCCUACCUCAGCAUCAUGUCGCAGGCGCCCCGCCCGGACGUUCCCAACUCCGGGUAUCCCGCAGACCCGGCAGUACCGGGAAAGUUCUUCACCAUCGCCGCCAUGCUGUCGCACCCAUUCUCGCGCGGCAGCGUGCACAUCCAGUCGCGCGACCCGCUCGUGGACCCGGCCAUCGACCCGCGCUACCUCUCACACCCCCUCGACGAAGAGGUCCUAGCGCGCCACAUGCUGCACAUCGAGACCAUCGCGACGUCGCCGCCGCUGGCCCGCCUCCUGCAGCAGCCGCUGGCCCGCCGGGACCCGGCCUCGCACCUGGCCGCCGACCUGGACGCCGCCAAACGGUACCUGCGCGCCAAGAGCACGUCCAUGUGGCACCCCGCGGGCAGCUGCGCCAUGAUGCCGCGGGCGCUCGGCGGCGUGGUGGACGCGCGCCUGCGCGUGUAUGGGGUCUCCAACCUGCGGGUUGUGGAUUCGAGCGCUAUUCCCUUGAUCAGCACCGCUAACCUGCAGGCGACCGUGUAUGCGUUUGCAGAGCGGGCCGCGGAUCUGAUCAAGGAGACGUGGUGA